Messenger RNA from Sodiomyces alkalinus F11, 461 nucleotides. RefSeq lists its product as hypothetical. Bases 122 to 457 code for a protein of 111 amino acids. Lineage: Eukaryota; Fungi; Ascomycota; Sordariomycetes; Glomerellales; Plectosphaerellaceae. The transcript has a single exon. The record is from RefSeq and is a predicted model, not a curated record.
UACAAAGUGUCCAUUCUUCCGAAGUCCUCGGGAUGGAUGCCUGAGUCUUAGCCUUAACCAAGAGCCUGAAGCGUUCAGUAUUCUGUCUCUCUCUAUCCUCUAGGGUUUUGGCUGCCGGGCUAUGUCGGGAGACGAGGGCAGGCACCACGAAUCCCACCCCGAUUUUCUUGGGUCAGCCAACUGCCUCCUUACACUUGUGGUAGGCACAGAUAAUCGUGUCGUGUUAAGGGACGGAUUUGGCGAGAGAAGUACGGUAUAUUGUUUCGCGACUUGUUUCUCUUUGGUCGGGGGAUUGAGCUCACAGGAUGGAGCAAAAAACAAUUCAGGGAAGAAAAUCCCAGAAAAGCAAAGAGAUGGAACCAACCCGAAUCAAACGCCUCCGCCGAGAAAACUGCCUGUCUGGCUGUCUGAUUGUCCCACUGCAAAUCAACCGUUCAACGAUGUCCAAGGCAACUGACAUA